Messenger RNA from Schistosoma turkestanicum, 7369 nucleotides. NCBI's taxonomy places the organism in Eukaryota, Metazoa, Platyhelminthes, Trematoda, Strigeidida, Schistosomatidae. The record is from the annotation of a GenBank genome assembly.
CUAGCCUGUAAACUGACCUUAUGAAGGUCACCCAUGUGUCGCUAAGGCUUGUCCAUAAAUGAUAUCACCUCUUCAAGUCUGAAGCAUUUCAGGAACCAAACAUUGACACGUUGGUGUUGGUUGAUGUACUGGAGCUCGUCAUCUGAGCAUAAUUGUACCAUCAUACAGCUGAAAAACUCAAUUCGCAAGGAUUUGACUGCGAUCAGACAACCAAUCAUAACCUAUCUGGGAAAUGGCGCGGUUUUCUACCUGCAACUACUCAUAGCUAUUUUGUCAGGCCUGAAUAAUAGUUCCAAUGGGAUAGAAACAAGCUUGCUAACAACUUUUGUUGCAUCGAACAUAAAAAAUUAGCAAUAUUUUAUCCAGUAAUUGAAUACCGAUAGUUUAAAUGCACCAGGAGUUUCGUCUACGCGACUUCAAUGCAUUAAAACCUGCCGGAGCCUCAUUUCGAUAUAGCGUGACCCUCCUGCAAGUUGAUUUAAAGAAAGACACAUUUUAUAUUUUAAACAAUUUAUUAAAGGGGAUUCACAAUGAUUUCAAUGAUGCAUGUCAACGGUUUAAGAAAUCAGAUAUUUCGUUUCAAGUGUCUGCGCAGCGCAGAAUUGUUGCAAGGCUUAAUGUACUAGUUCUUAUAUCGCAACGUGUAUUCGAAGCCAUACGCGGACUACCUCAUCUAAGAACUCCGCUUCUCCGAACAGUAUACCAUAUUUUGCGUUUACCACUUUGGCAUUACAAUCCUUCACUGCGAUGUGCAGCUUUACGUUGCCUGCGUUAUUACAUACAUGGCACUGUUGAUGUUGCACUACUUUUGGAAUGUCGUCUAGAUCUAUUGAUUGCUCGAUGUAUGGACUUGUCUUAUUAUCCCACCAACUUUAUUUCAUCAUCAAAUGAGUUGCCAGGAAAUUCUUCGGCUACCUCAAGUGUAAACAAUAAACCUCGCUCUAAAUUUUUCGUUACCACGAACCCAUCAAUAAGUACAAAAUGUGAUUCAUCUCAUCAAUUAUGUGAAGAACCGUCAAGUCAUCUGCUUUCUAGUGAUCAUAAUCAAUUCUCUGGUGUUUUAUUCAAGAGAAGGAUAAAUACUACGCGUUUCUCCCGUCCUCCUUUGUUGGAUACCGGUCGUCCUAUCAAAUCGUCUAUAGGAACCAGAAAUUCUUCGUCACCUUUCCUAUCUUCUACUGGUGAGCGCCAGAUUGUACUACAUCUGAUUUACUACCUCACUCAACUUACACCACAAUUGAUUCCUUCAAGCAUAAUUCAUGCUGUUGCUGCUCCUUGUUUAGAAAUUCAUCGUUAUUUAGUUGCUAAUUCAAAUGAAUCUAGUUAUAAAGGAGGUGGUCAUGUGGCUUCAGGUGCGGGAGUACCUGCAGUUGUACCACGUCAUAUAUCCGACAAUCGUCUCCGUCGUAUUGGAAAUUUUGGAGAAGCAAAAGUUAAAACAAGCGAUCUAAAUGAUCCGGAGUUAGAUACCACUAUUCGAGGUUGUUUGUUAAUUCUUGCUGAAUUAGUUAUUUUAGCCUUAGAACGUUUUGUUGUACGCACAAAUCCCUCAAUCGUUAAACAUUCAAAAAUUAAAUUAUCGCAUUCCAAUUAUUACUAUUAUUACCAUUACUUUUAUAACUACAAUUAUUGUCAUCAUCAUACUAGCGAUAAUCACAACAAGUCGAACCUUUUAACUGAUAAUGAAAUAAAAGAAAAUCUAUUAUUAUUUCCAUUAAUUGGACAAAUUAUCAUCCAAGCAUUGAUGACCACAUUUGUAUGCAAUAAUAAUACAAUGCAUACCUAUCAUUCGUCACGUAUUUAUGAAGCUAUUAUGCUAUCGUUGAUUACAGUUCUUAAUCAUUCAGAGUAUGCACAACUUUUACCUAAUAGUCUUAUUUCGAAAUUCUUUGUUACAUUCACAUCUCCAUCUUAUUCACUGUCUCGACCAAAAUUAUCUUUCGACAUAUAUCCUUCUUUUCCGAUAUGUGCUAGAAAUUGUCUAAUUCUUCUGCUACGUUCAUGGCCGGGUAUAUUCCACUUUAUUCAUGAUGGUCUCCCAACGUUGCAAACUCUACUGUAUGCGUUAGCUGUUGGGAAUACGGAAAUAAGAAACCAAAUAUUAAGCUUAUUAUAUGGUUUAUUUCCAACAAUACCUAUACCUCAUUCAUCUGUCAAGGAUUUAGAGCCAACCAUAUUGGGUCUUAUUGGAGCACUAUCUACUGGCUCAUGUUCUUUACUACCUGUAAUAAAUUUGUCUAGUUCAACAGGGAAAAAAAGUGAUCAUUUACUCAACGAAAUAUCUUCUUCAUAUUUGGACAGUUCUUCACGACGUCUAUUCUCAAUGUUACCAGUAAGGUUUAUUUCAUCAUCAUCGAUGUCCAGUGCUUGGGAUAUUGAAGGUGAUUUCAUUGCUGCUGAAGGUUGUCGUCUGUUAACUAAAUACGAAUCUAUUGGAAUUGAUUUAAUGAAUAAUUAUUAUGCCAUAUUACUUGCUACUUUGAUUCAAGCUGGAUUAUACGAGGCUCUGAUUCGUGCCGUUUCUGAUUCAAACCAAUUGACAUCUACUCGUGCUGGUUACCUUCUUGGUUCGUUGGCUUACAAAGUUGAAAGUUUGUUACCUCAAGAACAUCCAGCUUGUAGGCGUUUACAUCAUGCUGGAUUAUUGCAUCCAGAAACUCCGGGUAGUCAGUUAGCUGUCUUAUGGUUGGAACGAAUACAUCGCGCUAUGCAGUUGCAUGAAGCUCAACUACUUGACACAUCUAAUCUUAUUCACGUGCCAUUGCAUUCGCCUUAUCUGGAAUGUUUAGCCAAACAAUCUGGGAACAAUAUUCCUCCGACUUACUAUCCUUUAAAUCCAUUGUUACAAGAUCAGAUGGAACUUACGGAUGCAAUUCUAGAUCAGUUGAUUGCAUUGUCAAAUGUGUUAUCAUUCAAGCCGAAAUCCCAACAUGGUCGAUUUAGUCAGUGUCAAAUGACUACAUAUGAUACUAAAUCGCCGGAACUAUGGAAUUGGAAUAUUUUAACUUCAUUAGGACGUUAUUUAGCUGUAACUCGUCGUACACUUUCUUGGGAAUCAAAAUCACAUAUGAAAUUUUUAAAAGCAAUCAUGGAGUUUCUAACACCAAAUCAAACAUUCAAAACAAGUAUAUCAGAUUGCAACACUGACAAGUAUAAUAAUCCCAUGUCUCCUGCAGUAGUUUGUUCUUCUAAUCCAUGCAAAUCUAUGCGACCGCCGGAUGGUGGAUUAUUACCAGUUGAUGAACUGCUAAAUGCAAUCAGUGAUAAUAAUCGUAAUUUUAUGCUACGAUCUAACAACAUUUUUAAUGCCCAUGAUAAUACUGAUAAUUUCUUUGUAAAUUCUCGUGCGAAAAAAAUAUCUGAUCAUAAUACUAGUAAUACUAAUAAUAUCAAUGGUAAUUCUAAUACAAAUCGACUGGAUUAUUUAAUCCAUCCGAAUGCCGAUUUCAAUUUAGCUUGGCUUUCUUAUACUUGGCCUCAUGCAUCAGCUGCUGGAAUUUUGGCUGCUGGAUUAAUAACACACUUAGCAUACUAUCCUCCAGCUAGUGAACCGUUUCAAUAUUUGGACCGUUUCUUAACUAUUCUUCAUCAGUGCUUGAAAUUUAUGCUCAACAAACACGCUAACGAAUCGACAACCAGUUACAAUGAUGAUGAUAGCAGUAAUAGUACUCAUAACAAUAGUAAUAACAAAAAUAUGACAUUAACAUUCAAUUCAAAGUAUUUAGCCAAAAGUUGUGGUAGUCUAAUUCUUUUCGCCGCAUCACGAUUAACCAAUUCUGAAGUUGGCGAAUUAUGCUUGGAAAAAAGUGAUCUUUGUUUAGACUUCCAGUGUAUUUUAAUGUUUCCGAGUCAAUUGAGACAAUGUCACAAUGCGCAAACUGAAGCUCACAAUAAUGAUGAUAGUGAUGAUAAUCAUAAUCAACAAAAUGUGUUUUUAAAUCAUGCAAAAAUUAUAUUGUCUAGUUUAGACUACACGCAUUCUAAUAAAUUGAGUCGUUUGUUUUUAACCACUGCUGCUAAUGGUGGUGUGAAACCUCUACGGAUUUAUACAAUUCGUUUGAUUCGUCUUUUAUUUCGUCUGAAAUUACCAUUUCUAGCGAGUUGGUGUAUAGAUUUAGUUGUAAAACUGUGCAUGGAUUCCUCACGUAAAAUUCGUCGUUUAGCGUUAUGUUUAUUAGAAGAAUUAUGCUGGGAUCCAGUAAACGUUCAGGCUUUAUCGCAAAAUAUUCUGUGUAAUCAAAGCAAUAAUGACAAUAAUAAUAGUAAUAAUAAUGUUUGUCAAAUAAACCUUUUGACACCAUUUGCUAUUUAUUUAUUGCAUGCUAAUUCUGGUUCAGUGGGACAUAGAAUAUUUGGUAGAAUACUAUCUGUCACAACUGUAUUCGAUAAAUUGUGCAUAAAUCAUGAUAAUUGGAAACAACCAAAUGCAUCAUUUCCUCAUUUUGAUUCUAAUUGUUGUAACACAUCACAAACUUAUAAGAAUAAGAAUUCUACAAAUUCAUGUCUAUCUCAUGAUGAACGGACUAAUAGUCACAAUGAUGAUAAUAACAGUAAAUUUGUGUUAAGUGACCCAGUGAAUUGGAUGUUAGAUAUUGCAAAAAAGCAUUAUAAUGUAGCUUACGCAAACGAAAUCGACAGUCGAUUCACAUCAUUGUUUGUUACAUACGGAAAGAAACUGUUUUCAGAUACAUUCUAUCAGCCAGAAAAUUUCCCAUCUUUUGAUACCAACAUUGAAUUAUCACACACUGAUCAUGACGAUGAUAUUGAUGGUGAUGAAAAAAACAGUGAAAGACUUGAUCGACCGAGCAAUUCGGAAUUUAAUUUUGAAGACAAUUAUUUCAUUGAAGGGACUGAUGCAGUAUCCGGCACCUAUUUAUCUCUUCCGUUAGUUAAUGAUCAAUCUAUUGGUCAAGUUGUUGAUGGACAGGACAGUUUUCAUUGUCUACCACUUCCAAAACAUCUUUAUGCAUGUAUAGCAGAACAUCGUAACGGAAUGGAUUUAUUAGAUAAGAGAAAGGAUUUAGAGACCGCUCUUGCUAAUAUACGCUCUGUUUUGCCUGAAAUAAUCAAUAAUAAUAAAUGUGAAGAAACAACUACUAAUGAUUGCACUAAUUCCUUGAUAAAACUUAAAGCAGAUAUGUGGGCUUUAGCUCAUACUUGUUCAACAACUUAUGGACAAUAUUGGCUGUUAAAGCAUCCUGAACUAAUGACAUUAUUCACUAGUCUCGCUCUACACUCUAAUUCAAUGAAUAUCAGAGCAGUGGCGUGGAUGUGUUUGAAUUUAAUUGCUACACCAUCUUCAAAUCAAAUUUUUCGACAUAAUUUCCUAGGAAUAUCACAAAAAAAUCAACAAUUAAAGCCUAAUGACAUUGAAUGCAAUGAAUCUUUAUGUGAUUGGUUAUUCAUUCCUCAAAUAUUUUAUGAUAGAAAUGUAAAAACUACUGAAGAAACUAAAGAUGAAAUAAUGGCCUACUCGAAAAUACAGUCACUCAGUGGACAAGUGAUGCAAACCAAGUCGGCAGCAAAUCGACUAAUUCCUGACAUACGUUCUGUAAUUCCUCCAGCAGAAACCAAAAAUGAAAACCAUUUUCAUGGUGUACAAAAGUCUAUCAAAUCAUCAGUUCGUAGUCAAGUAUUUGAAAAUUUGAAUCGUUCACGUCGAUGGCUGCAUCGUCGUUGGUCACCUAAUCAUAGACGACUUUCUCCGCCGAUUUUUGAAUCAGGAGAGCAUUCAUCAUCUCAUUUACCAAAUCAUCACCAUCAUCAUCCUCAUUUUGUAUCAUUUGUCAAACCAAAGUAUUCAUUAAAUUCAUUUACUCAAACUACUUUAUUCAGUGAUGAAGUAUCAUCUGUCAAUGUUCCAUCUAAACAGCCUUACUCUACAUGGACACAUCGUGAUUGUAUUCCACAUCGUCAAGUUGUUUUGCCUUCAUUUACGCCGAGUCUAUCAACGCAUGCUGUUGAUCAGGACGAUGAUGAAUUGACCGAUGCAAAGCUUGACUCUGAUGAUUCCAAUACCAAAUACCUGUCACAAUCAUUGGUUCAUUUGGUACGCAAAAAUCAAAUUAUCUAUUUACCAACAGAUAUACAAAUAUUGGGCUUUAAAAAUCCUAUUAAAGAUACACAGAAAUACAAAAUGACCAAUCCGAUGAAAUCAGUUCAAUUAUCAUCACCAUCAUCAUUAUUCGAUAAUAAAGUAGACAAGUUUGUUAAACCUGUUUAUAAUGACAAUCCGCAUUGUUCGUUUGCAUCAAUGAAUUCAGUGAAUUCUUCAGACAAGAAUAAUAAAUAUUCAUCUUCUUUCAUCGAUGUUGCUGUACAUGUUCAAUCAAUGUUAUCUUUAUAUUCCAACGAUAAGUUAUCUACUUUAUCAUCGAUAUCCGAUGAACUAUCCACAGAUACUAUUGAUGAUAAUACAACAAACAAUACUACUAGAAAUACGAUUAGUGAAGUUUCACCAAUACAACAUGGUAGUUCUGACACUGAAAAUCCAUCAUAUUCAUCCAAUAUACAAACUACUAUUCAUUCAAACAUUUCGUCACAUCAAGAAAAUCGUACAAUUGACAUCACAUCAUCACUUAUGUCUGACGAGAUUCAUAGUGUUUCUACCCGACCUUCCAGUCCCUCAUCCAAUCAGAAUUGCUGUGUACUUAAAAAUCAUGAAUCGAAUAACUCACCAAAUCAUUCGGUAGAAAAACUGAAUGCAGUUAACCAUUGGCUUGUGAACGAAACACCUUCAACUGAUAGUGAUAAUUUGCACAGAUUGUCUAUUGCUGAGGCGUGUGUUGUUCCAGUUGGUGUAAAACAAUCUGCUGAUUUAUCAAUAAAUCGUCAGCAGCAUCAUCCGUCGAAGCAUACAAAUGGUCAUGACAAAAAUGAUCACAUCGGCGGGUGUACUACGGCAAAUAAAGCGAAUUUAUCAACGCAUUCAAUCUGUCUAUCGCCUAAUACAUGCCUUUCUUAUUCGUGUUCUACGACUAACAAUCAUGACAGUGAUUCACAAUCUGACAAACCGGUUACUGAACAAGAUUUGUGGUGUAAUCAACUGUUAGAUUCCAUAUCUAAUUUAUCAUCGAAUGUAUUCUCCUCUUCAUCAUCUCAUGAUAAUAAUUGUAACACAUUAGACAGAAUUAUUCAUCAGGCUAUAAUUACUCAACAAAAUUCCAAAGGUUCUAUACAACCGUUCAAUGCAUGUACAUAUACAAUAAUUGCUGAUUUACUUGGUUCCUAUCCAUUUUCACGCUCAAUUCGAACUAAAAUACAAUCAGUUUUUCUUUACUUUCAAUUAGACGAACUUAUGAUCGAUGCAAAUAAUUCGUUAAUUGAAGUUGAGAAAUAUUUGACAUCAGAUUUAAAAUUCACUGAAUAA